Messenger RNA from Vollenhovia emeryi, 1162 nucleotides. RefSeq lists its product as uncharacterized. Lineage: Eukaryota; Metazoa; Arthropoda; Insecta; Hymenoptera; Formicidae. The coding region runs from base 53 to 382 and encodes 109 amino acids. The record is from RefSeq and is a predicted model, not a curated record. The transcript is spliced from 3 exons.
AUCGUUCCCGCGUGUACACUCCUCUCAGAAAGAUCGACGAUUUUCGCCCGAGAUGCUCGUCGCAAGGGCUCGCUCUUGGAAGACUCGUACACCUAUAUGUAUAGAGACGGACGGAGAAGAGGCGCUGCCAGCAGUGCGACCAGCUUGGAAUACAAGAUCGUGUUUGAGAUGCUUGGCGUGCUGCUGCUGUUGCUGCUGCUGCUGCUGCUGCUGCUGGCUGCGGCUGCUGCCAUCGGUUGUCGCUGGUAACCCCGGGAUAGUGGAUUCGGACUCUGGACAGUUUCGAGCGUGGUAUCCCGGAGGGGCGGCCGAUAAAUCGAAGAACUCGAGUGAGGAAUAUCAAUUCGCGAGGUGGCCUCUACUGAACGUGGCACGACAUUGAAAGGAAUGUAAAUGCGUUAUGAGUACCGGCCCAGUUCUACGGUGUCACGAAGCAUUCGUCAACGUGUCCGCUUGUGGCUUACAGAUUGCCCUAUAAAUGAACGAUAGUCUCAGAAAACGCAUGAUACGAACCAUAGGCCGUACGUGAUGCGCAGACAAGUCGAAUUUUGUGGAGAAAGACCGGUACGUGACAAUAAAAAUUCAAAAAAUCAAUCCAAACAUUCCUAAAUGUGCCAACUGUUUGCCUGUGCCUACAAAAUUGAAGAUAUAACAAGCACGUGAGCCGCGUGUUAACGUACAAAAAGAAUAUAUAUAUAAUUCUAAGUGGAAACUUUUACAACGUGACGAGUAAUCCAGGGGAGAGAGACAUUUACUUCGUAUCAUAACUGAAUUAGUAAUGCGAGAAUAUUACAUAAGAAAAAACUGGAACCAGAGACAGAGAGAGAGAGAGUAGACAUUUUGAAAUGUUGAAGUAUGAUCUUAAAUCCCCCUUUCCUAAAAAAGUUUUAUAUGGCAAAGGCACCUAAUAUCGCUUACCAAAAUUCAAAUCGUUUUCACAUAAUUAGUAAUUGACAUUUUUCUCUGUAUUUUGUCUCAAAUGAAAGAGGAAACAUUUGUAUUCCAUGUACAAUAUAGGUUCCCUAGUAGCACAAUUCAUUGGCUAUACAUUGGCUAACAUUGGACAAACAUUGGUUAUGUUGGGAGUUUGAAAUUGUAUUGGCCAAGAUUGCCCAAUAAAAUUGUAAUAUUGGAUAUAGAAUAAAUACUAAUGUAACGCCAC